Carlito syrichta (Philippine tarsier) is the source of this 1022-nucleotide messenger RNA. RefSeq names its product GTPase, IMAP family member 6 (gene GIMAP6). NCBI's taxonomy places the organism in Eukaryota, Metazoa, Chordata, Mammalia, Primates, Tarsiidae. The record is from RefSeq and is a predicted model, not a curated record. Bases 1 to 879 code for a protein of 292 amino acids. Gene Ontology annotation, molecular function: GTP binding. The transcript is spliced from 2 exons. Gene Ontology annotation, cellular component: cytosol.
AUGGAGAAAGAAGAAUAUGAACAGAUUCCCCAGGAGGAUCCUCCAGGAGAACUGUCCCAGGAUCCUGAACGAGAACUGUCAGGAGGUCUGAGGGAGAAAGAACAAAACCCAAGAAGACUGAGGCUCAUUCUUGUGGGGAAAACAGGAAGUGGGAAAAGUGCAACAGGAAAUAGCAUCCUUGGCAGGAAAGUAUUUGAGUCUAAACUCAGUGCCAGACCUGUGACCAAGAACUUCCAGAGAGGAAGCCGACAGUGGGCUGGCAAGGAACUUGAGGUGAUGGACACACCUGACAUUUUGUCUCCUGAGAUAGCAGCAGAGGAGGUCUGUCAAGCCAUCGUCCUCUCCUCCCCAGGUCCUCAUGCUGUACUCCUAGUGACACAGCUGGGCCGGUUCACAAAAGAGGACCAGCAGGUGGUCAGGCGCCUUCAGGAGGUCUUCGGAGUGGGUGUCCUGACUUACACCAUCCUGGUGUUCACCCGGAAAGAAGACCUGGCAGGUGGCUCCCUGGAUGACUAUGUGCGAGAGACCAAGGAUCAGAGCCUUGCCAGGUUGGAUGUGACGUGUGAGCGGCGCCACUGCGCCUUCAAUAACAGGGCUGAUAGGGAGGAGCAGGAGACGCAACUGCAGGAGCUCAUGAAGAAAGUCGAAAUAAUCCUGUGGGAAAAUGAAGGCCGUUAUUACAGCAACAAGUCUUACCAAUAUACCCAGCAAAGCUCUCUGCUUAAAGAAGUGCAGGAAAAACAAAUACUCCAGGGGCAAGGAUCUGAGGAAAUGCUCAGCAAAGAGUCCUGGCUGGAAGGGCUAUUGCAGAUCCAAAAGGAAUCUGAGAAAACCCACCAAUGCCUUCUGGGGAGGUUUGACUUUUUAAGCCCAUGCUAGGCUUGAGCCAGUGGUUCCCUCAGCCCCUGCUCCACAUGUCCGCCCCCUGGUUGCUUGCAUUCUCAUCCCAUGGAGCACUGCUCUGUCUCCAGGUCAUAGCGCCUGGUGUGGUGAGAGAAAUGUGGGGCUGAAGGCCCAGGUCC